Molecule: messenger RNA, 1194 nt
Organism: Dovyalis caffra
Lineage: Eukaryota; Viridiplantae; Streptophyta; Magnoliopsida; Malpighiales; Salicaceae
Source: the annotation of a GenBank genome assembly
AUGCCUGCUACAGAACACCAGCCAUCAUUUCUUGGCAGAAUCAGCAUUAGAAGAAACCAAGUAAUUGCCAUGGAUGGUAACCAUGAACAAGAACUAGAAGACCUGGAGCUUUUUCAAAGACACACAGGUGAUCGUUUUGCUGAUUUACUGUCACCUCCUGAUAAUCAAGAUUCUCCUCUCACUGGUGAGUCAUUUCUCUCAAUUUCUUGGCUAAGAAAACUAGUCGAUGUUUUGUUGUGCUGCGAGGCUGAAUUCAAAGCUGUUUUAAUUAUGGGUCGUGAGCCUUCUCAAAUAUCUAAACCACCAUUGGAUCGUUUGCUUAGUGAUUUUAUGGAACGUUCUGUUAAAGUUCUUGAUAUUUGUAAUGCGGUUGCUACUGGGGUUGAUUCUAUUCGUCAAUGUCAAAAAUUGGCUGAGAUUGUUGUUUCUGCUUUAGAGCAGAAACCAAUUGGUGAUGGUCAAGUUAAGCGAGCUAGAAAGGCUUUGAGUGCUUUGAUGUCUGCUUUGACAAUUGAUGAUAAAGAAAAUAAUCAUUCAAGGUACGCAGAGAGAACUUGGUCUUUUGGAAGGAGAGGAAAUAAUAGUGGGGGUAAUCAUAAGGACCGAGCUAAUCACGGUUCUCUUCGAUCUUCAUCCAUGGUUGUGGCUAAAAACUGGUCUGCUGCAAAACAAAUUCAAGCUAUGUGUUCUAAUUUGGCGGUACCAAGAGGUGGAGAAUCAACAGGAUUGGCUCAGCCUGUUUAUAUAAUGAGUAAUGUUAUGGUUUUUGUGAUGUGGGCUCUUGUGGCUGCAAUUCCAUGUCAAGAAAGGAGUGGAUUGCCAACCCAUUUUCAGAUUCCAAAGCAAUUUGGGUGGGCACAUAGCAUAAUUGGGAUGCAGGAGAAGAUUGGAGAGGAAUGGAAAAAGAAAGAGAAAAAAGGGUCAGCUGGGUUGCUUGAGGAGAUGCAGAGGAUGGAGAAGUUGGGGCAGAGUUUGAUUGAAUUUGCUGAUGGAUUCCAAUUUCCUGCUGAGGCUGAGAAGUUAGAGGAAGUGGCUGCGCAAGUGGCGGAGCUGGCGGAGAUUUGCCGGAGAAUGGAAGAAGGGUUGAUGCCCUUACAGCAGCAGAUUAGAGAGGUGUUUCAUAGGAUUGUGAGGAGCAGGACAGAGGUUCUUGAUUCGUUGGAUAAUGGGAAAGUUUCUCAACCUAUAAUGUAA